UUGGGGACACACUGCAACACAAUCCUGAUGUGUUGUGAAAAACGCUUAGAUGUGACCACCGUGUCCUGAUGUGUGGCCUUUAAAAGCUGCACUGCGCUGCUGCUGGACUCAUCACUUUCUCUGAACAUCUCAGGUUACCUGGCAGUGCGCACCUGACUGCAGCUCCUCAGCCACAACUGUCCGCCACUUCCUCAGUCUGCCAAAACCAGUCGACACCUUAUCUGUUAUUGUGAGUAACGUUUUGUUUGUACCGUCACAGGCAGCUUUUUUUCCCUUUAAAUUCGAUGCUCCAAAUCGAUCAUUAAUGGCGCGAAUAUUUGGAAACGAGCGUAGAACUGCGUAUCCAAGCAACAAGCCGAGCACACUUUAGGACAGAAGCAGGUGAAAGGUGAAUUUUGAAGCACUUCAUGUCGUUUUUUUUAUUAUUAUUUGAGUGCAGUGAAGCGAAACUGUGUGGACUUUUCCUCAGAAAAUAGUCAAAUGUCUUCAAAACUGAGGACUGGCCCUUUCUACUUCUUUGACCAGGUGGGUUGGAGGUUCGUUUUGCUGACUGUGGGUUUUUGAACAAAGCAACAACACAUUCACGGUGUAAUUACCUCUCUGCAGCCAUCAAGACGAAAUCGAAUUAGAGGAACACGAAGCAACAUUUUACAUUUUAAUAUGCCACAAAGAGGACGGCAGCUGGACAGUAAUCAGGAGGAGGACGACAAAGAAGGUAGAACCGAAGAGCUCAACAAAGAGAACCUGUCAGGUGAAACAUGUGAGGAUGGAGAACCUGAUCCCUCCUCUGCUGCACUGCGCGUAAAAGACCCCGGUCCGCUGGACGCGUAUCAGCGAGCAGCCACUCACUUAUUAGAUGAAUUGGCCCGCCUACUUUCACAACAUAAGUGGUCCGAGGAGGGGUGCAUUCCUCGGGGGGUUGUAAAUAUCCUAAAUUACUCCUGGCACGAUUUGACUGCAGGGGCGUUGCACUUGAGAAGUCCGAACCUGACUGACGAACGACGCAAGUCCAAAGGUUCCCCGAAGCUGGACCGAACUCCCCUCCAGGUGUCCGCCAGCGCCAAGGAGAAGGCUGGAGAGAGGGACGAUGGCGUUGUGGGGAACGAUGGCUCCACUGUCAGAGAAGCACAAGUUAGAUCAAAGCCACGUGUCAAAGAGCGCAAACAGAACUCCAAUAGAGCAGCUCACAACUCCACAACUUGUACUUUCUCCGUGUCGUCUGGCAGCUGUAACGGUCCAGGUUGGGUCGUUCAGCUAAAGCAGCCCUCCUACGAUGAGCCUCAGCGGAUCGCUUUGUGUCAGUGGGUGGUGGAGCGACUACAGGCAACAAGAAAUCCUGGAAAGCUGCCAACAACUGAUCAGGACCUGAACAUGCCGCUCAUACUCCGUCACUACGGUGAUGUAAAUGCUAAACUUAAAAACAGGAGAAAGAAGGCCGAAACCCCCACUUUAGUUGAUGGGAUGCCCCAGAUACCAAAAGUGAAGCAGGAGGAUCCAGUCCAGCACAAACUGCACUACAGGAUCAAUGACGGCUCCUCGUUCAUAUAUUAUCCAUCAGGCUACAUGGCUGUAUGCCAGAGUCACUCAGGUCGUCCCUGUGGAGGCUUCUACACCAACGUGUUCACUGACGACGAGUUUCCCGUCAUCCUGGCGACUAUCACAGCGUUUGGACAUGGGACUGCUACACAUCCUCUGAGCUCUGACAUUACAGCAGCGUGGGACCAGGAAGGUGGACUCAUGUAUGAUAGUUGUGGAAACAUAACAAAGGAGUGGAGUUGGCAGACAAAUUGCACACCGAAGGAAAAGAUUAUCAUACAGUUGUCAGAUAUGAUCUCUGUGAGGCUGUUCAGCGGUUCGUCUGCUAUGCUCAGCUUCAGAUGUGACAAUGAAAGUGUUCAGCUUCCACUUUCUUCGCUGUCUAAUGUUAACCAAUCAAAGGAAAUGUCUUGUUUGCUGACGGAAGGGAAGUACAUGUCCGAUGCUGCUCAAGAUCUCUUGUUGAGGAAGACAAAAUGUCCUGCUGCGGCCCCAAAGAGCAACGAGAGCCUGUUGCUAACAGCUGUGUCUGUGGGCUCCCAGGAGGUCCUCCAGAUGGUCAGGGAGGUGGAGGGACUGGAGGAGCUGUCAGCACUGUGGAGAAGAGGAGGACAUGUUGGCAGGGAGCUGAAGAGGCUCCAGCGAAGGGUUCAAAACGCAGUGGAAGACUGGUUGGACUAUUAUCGUGAGGCCAUUGGUAUCAAGUGUCUUGACACGGAGCGGAUGCCAGAUGCCCCACUGAGGACCAAGCUGAGAAGAGAAAUACAGUCAGCCGCUCUGCCCUCCCUGAACCCACCUCAACGGGCAGAUGCUAAGCCAGCGCAGCCAGAGGAGGGCAGGGAUGAGUGUCGGGAGCUUCACAGACACCUGUCAGCGCCUGCAGAAAGACCUCCAGACUUCCCCAACAAGCUGCCAAGGAGCCCAAAAAAGCAAGCGAAGUCGGCGCCCCAUGUCACCGUAAUAGGACCCCUGCAGAUUCAUGGCACCAUCAAGCUAGAGUCGGUAUUUCUCCCAACCGCUCCCGACUUGCAGACGUCCACCGCGGCUCACCGUCCAGCUGAGGCGCCGUUUGCCCCCUCCAUCCCCCUCACAGUGUGCCCGGCUCUGCUGAGAGCUGCCCUGCAGGGGGAGGAGCAGCGGAGGAGGAGGUGCUGCUGCAGCGCUACACUGAUGCCAGUGGUGACAGACCUGGAGUAUGAUGCCUUCAUCAUGGGCCAGCCUCCGCACAGUCAACAGAUCCUGGUGGUGUGUGUGACUGUGCCCCACCAACCCGUCAACACGCACACGGCGCAGACCCAGGACAAACUGGAGGAGCUCUACAGGAGCACCAACAAGCACAGAACCAUGCCGUGUGCUCAGUGCCAGAUGGACUCAUUUCGCCUGGUGAGGUAUGAGAUGUCGACGGGGAAGUCCAGCUGUGGAUUCGAGAGCAACCUGCUGCAGCAGCGACACAAUGCUGCUCCUGGGAUGGUCCUGAUGUACAACAGGGGGAAGCUGCUGUUUGUGGGCUACAUAUUCAACAGUCACAGUUGCUCAGCCAGGGACCUUCAAAAGCAAAUCUCCAGAACCAGGGGAGACUACAGAUUAGGUCUGAGUCUCCCUUCAGACUACAAGUUCAGCGACACAGUGAACAAUCCUGCAGCCACCGAUGCACACAACUCAUCAGGAAAAACACUAUCAGGAGGAGAUGACUUCAUACUGAUUGCCUCAGAGGAAAGGGAAAUGACUAAUACAAGGAGAAACAAUCCCAUUCCUGAGGCGUCGCUCCACCGACUGAGAGAUUUUUGUAUCCAGCCCAAAAAUGCUCCUGCAUUUCCUCCUGCUCCUGUUAUCUCACACUGAUCAUGCAUCAGUUAAACUAUUACAUGAGUGUAAGCAUUCAAAAGCUCCCCAGCGCAUCAGCUGUGAGCUCAGGUUAAUGUGCAGACUGUAAACGUCUGACCUGCUUGAACUGCAAGUUGGAAGCACUGAACAGUGUAAUAUAUAACUGAGAUGUACAACAUUCUUCCAAGUUAGGAGCAUAAUGACAAGUCUCAGUGGGUUCAGGGUAAAGAGGUAAUCAGUGACUUCUGAUGCUUCAGUGUUGUCUGAAAAAUGCAUUUUUCAACUUUUGUAGAUAUCCAUUUGUAUGUGUUAUAUAUUUUUCAUUUGCAUGGGAAGAUUGAAUAAAGAAGGCAAACUAUCCAA
Messenger RNA from Acanthochromis polyacanthus (spiny chromis), 3723 nucleotides. RefSeq lists its product as uncharacterized. NCBI's taxonomy places the organism in Eukaryota, Metazoa, Chordata, Actinopteri, Pomacentridae. The record is from RefSeq and is a predicted model, not a curated record. The coding region runs from base 661 to 3378 and encodes 905 amino acids. The transcript has 17 exons.